AUGCCCUUCCAUCAGGUUAAGAUCGGCCAAUAUGAGCGUCCUUUCGACACCCUCGAGCUCCUAUAUCGUGGCAUUGCAGCAAUCGGCACACCUUAUCAGAAGGAGCAAUACCUAGUAUCCAGUGGUAUUCGGCUUAAAAAUGCACCCGCUGUGACGGAAUUGCACCAGGCUUGGAAGGCAUUACGGCACCAACACCCGCAGAUCGCAGCUGUUCCUGACCAGACAGGCUCUCGAUUGAUCUAUACAGUUCCUUCCUCGGAAAGCCUCAACGAAUGGCUACAGAAUACGUUUAUUGUGCACUCCAAUGAGACUCGCUCCGCGGAGAGUCUGGAUGCAUCUCUUCGGCCAUCCUCCCUAUUCAUGCUUCAUUAUCUGCCACAGUCAAGGGAGUUAUUAUUCCGUACACCUCACUGGCGCACCGACGGGAUAGGCCUAAUCCUAUUGCAGCACGACUUCUUGACAUUGCUUGUUCGAGGUUUUCAAUCUGCCUUAGAAUUCAAUGGCUCUGAAGUGUCACGCAUACCUCCAAGCUUGGAUGAGGUCGCUUGUAUCUCCUUGGACAUUACCGACGAAAUGAAACGAGCUACCGAGGCUGAGCUGUCCGUUCUUGCCACUGGCUCAGCACCAGCUUCCAUCAGCAGAACUCUUCCAAAUACUUCACCUGGGAAUUCGCGCCGCGUGAGUGCUCGUCUUUCCAAAGAUCUCAGUCAGCAACUCGUAGCGGCGAGCAAGUCUCGUGGCCUGACAGUCACGACAGCUGUCCAAUCCGCUCUUAUCGUCACUGCACGACGGCAUAUGGCUCCCGCGGACGGUCGCUUAAUCUGCUUCAACACAUAUAAUGUCCGCGAUCGGGUUCCGGUGCCCUGGAGUGGACCUCAGGGAGCGACUGGUCUGUACCAUACAGGUCGACCCUGUAGCGUUGAAUUGGGUGUCAACAAGGAUUACAAUGCUAUAGCUGCAACCUUGUCUGCCCAUUACCAGCGCGAUCUACAGCCACUGUUCGAAAUGAUGCCAUAUUACGUACAGAGCAUCGGCGCAUUGCUGGCGACGCCACUAGAACUAGCAAUCCAAGCACCGGGUGCCGCGCACCCCGAGCUCAGCUCACUUGGUAUCAUCGACGACCAUUUGCCCGCAGUUCAUGCUGGUCCCGCAGGCACAGCGGAGAUCGAAGACUGGUGGCUCGGUGUCCAAAUAAUCAACCGACUUUUGCAAACCUAUCUAUGGACACGAGUGGGUCAGCUGCAUCUUUCCUGCCAUUUUAAUGACGCUUUUUAUGAGCAGGAUUUUGUCGAGGGCCUUUUGAAGGAGUGGGAAUCAGUAUUAGUGCGAGAGUUGAUGGCCUAA
Penicillium riverlandense is the source of this 1344-nucleotide messenger RNA. RefSeq lists its product as uncharacterized. The record is from RefSeq and is a predicted model, not a curated record. The transcript has a single exon. NCBI's taxonomy places the organism in Eukaryota, Fungi, Ascomycota, Eurotiomycetes, Eurotiales, Aspergillaceae. The coding region runs from base 1 to 1344 and encodes 447 amino acids.